GCCAACCCUCCCACCUCCCACCACCCUUUCCAAUCCCAGUCAUCGAAGCACUCGCAAUUUCCACGCCUCCCUGCCUAGCCUCUCGCUACGUCCACGCGCCCACCUACCCAAAGAACCGCACCCCGCACCGCCCUCCUCUCCCGACGCCACUCGUUGGACGUCGCCGGCAGUUGCGAGCUCCCACCCCCAGCACGUCUGCUGCGGUGAUGGCAAUGGAAGCGGCUGUGGCCGAGAAGAGCGGCGGCGCUGGAGCGGCCGGGGCUGGAGCUGCUGCCGCCGCGCAGGCGGGGAGCGGCGCCGUCGGCGGCGAGAGGCGGUCCCGGUUCCGGCGGAUCUGCGUGUACUGCGGCAGCGCCAAGGGACGGAAGCCAAGCUACCAGGACGCCGCCGUCGAGCUCGGCAAGGAGCUGGUGGAGAGGGGCAUAGACCUGGUCUACGGGGGAGGAUCCAUCGGCCUCAUGGGGCUGGUCUCUCAUGCAGUUCAUGAUGGAGGGCGCCAUGUGAUUGGGGUCAUCCCAAGAUCCUUGAUGCCCAGAGAGGUAACUGGUGAGCCUGUUGGGGAAGUAAGAGCUGUCUCCGGCAUGCAUGAGAGGAAGGCCGAAAUGGCUCGGUUUGCUGAUGCUUUCAUAGCAUUACCUGGCGGCUACGGGACUCUGGAAGAACUGCUUGAGGUCAUCACGUGGGCACAACUAGGAAUCCAUAACAAACCGGUUGGUCUCCUGAACGUCGAUGGGUUCUACGAUCCGUUCCUAUCCUUCAUUGACAUGGCAGUCAAUGAAGGAUUCAUAAAAGAAGACGCCCGACGCAUCAUCAUUUCAGCUCCUACGGCGAAGGAGCUCGUUCUGAAGCUUGAGGGGUAUGUUCCAGAGUACGAGGUCGGUUUGGUGUGGGAGGAUCAGAUGCCGCCGCCACACGGCUUUGCUCCUGAGCUAGGACCCGGGAUCGCUUUGUCCUGAUCAGUCGGUUCGCCUACCUUACCAGAUCCUAACCGACCCAAGAAGUAGCAUCUAACAAAGCAAGCGAAGAAUGGACAUUUAGCCAAUCCAUUGUGGUUCCUGCUCUGCCUAUCAGCUGUUCUUUUGGCGCUACACUGUUAGUAGCACUAAUUAGCAGUGCCUUUCUCUGUCAUGCUCUUCUUUUGCUUCUGGAAGAAGCUGGGAUGUAUAUUCUGGGUAUGUAGUUGUAGUAGUAGUAGUCUCUAGUAGCAGGGCCAUGCUUCUGAAUUCUGAAUUGUCUCCCUGAUCGAUUGUAAUUGUUGGCACGCGUGGAUGAAACAUGGAUGAGAUCAAUGGAUGGAUGGUUUCAGACA
Molecule: messenger RNA, 1309 nt
Organism: Phragmites australis (common reed)
Lineage: Eukaryota; Viridiplantae; Streptophyta; Magnoliopsida; Poales; Poaceae
Product: cytokinin riboside 5'-monophosphate phosphoribohydrolase LOG
Exons: 7
Coding region: 207-956 (249 amino acids)
Biological process (GO): cytokinin biosynthetic process
Cellular component (GO): cytosol; nucleus
Molecular function (GO): hydrolase activity, hydrolyzing N-glycosyl compounds
Source: RefSeq, a predicted model, not a curated record